Myotis daubentonii (Daubenton's bat) is the source of this 2145-nucleotide messenger RNA. RefSeq names its product gap junction protein delta 4 (gene GJD4). Gene Ontology annotation, molecular function: gap junction channel activity. The record is from RefSeq and is a predicted model, not a curated record. Gene Ontology annotation, cellular component: connexin complex. Lineage: Eukaryota; Metazoa; Chordata; Mammalia; Chiroptera; Vespertilionidae. Gene Ontology annotation, biological process: cell-cell signaling.
CACAGAUUAUGAAGGAGGGUUUCUACCCAUCAUCAUGACAGAAUAAAUGAUACUGAACUAGACCUCCCACUAUUUCCCACCUCCUUGGAGACAACAAGCUUCUGACGUCCCCAGCAGCCUUGAGUCUUCAACGUUCUGGAAGCAUGGACCGUUUGGACUUGCUUGGGUUCCUCAUCAUCACGUUAAACUGCAAUGUGACUAUUGUGGGGAAGAUCUGGCUUAUCUUCAUGAUCUUGCUAAGGAUGGUGGUGAUCAUUGUGGCUGGGUCCCCCGUUUACCAGGAUGAGCAGGAGAGGUUUGUGUGCAACACUCUGCAGCCCGGGUGCGCCAAUGUCUGCUAUGAUGUCUUCUCCCCAGUGUCCCACCUGCGCUUUUGGCUGGUCCAAAGCGUGUCUGUUCUUCUCCCUUCAGUGGUUUUCAGUGUCUAUGUGCUGCACAAAGGAGCUGAGCUCGCUGCCCGGGGACCCUGUGGGCCAGAUGGUGGUUCAGAAAGCCAGGACCUUGCGGAUCUGAGCCCCAGGGAUAGGCUCUGCCCUCUGCCCUGCAGGGAGGGGCGUAGCCUAGUAGUGCCAGACUUCUCCUACGGCUACAUUGUGCACCUCUGUCUUCGGACCCUGGCAGAGACAGCUUUAGGGGCCUUGCAUUACCUCCUCUUCGGAUUCUCGGUCCCCAACAGGUUUUCCUGCGACCACUCUCCCUGCUCUGGCUCAGUGGAUUGCUAUGUCUCUCGGCCCACAGAGAAGUCCAUGCUGAUGCUCUUUCUCUGGGCACUCAGCGCGCUCUCUGUGCUGCUCAGCGUGGCCGACCUGCUCUGCAGCUUGGGCAGGAGGACUCUCAGGGAGCCGGGACCCGCUGAGUGUCCCCGGGAAAGGAGGCCAGAUCCGGUGGUACUGGAUAGGCUGGGGGAGGAAAGGGUGUUGCUAGCACACCGUGGCCUGUGGACCAGAGGGCACGGUGCCCACAGCCCCAGUGGUCAGUGGGCUAUGUCGGGGCGGAUGGAGCUUCUAGAGGAGGAUGAGAGUGAGGGGCUGUCCUUUACCAGCGACAAGGUCUCCAGGGCUUGCACAGAGCCUGGGGGCAGGCCUCGCGCAGAGGCCCCUCCGGACUCCCGAAAUGAGCAUCCCUUAAAACCCCACCGUCUGCAGGCCCAGCACUGCCCGUCCAGUCUGUGGCAACCCUCAACCCACCAGGCUGGUGCUGGGAGCGCCCCUCUCCUGGGGACCAGAAGAUCCGAGUGGGUGUGAAAAGGGCGGCCAGGCAGUGCAGUGACUGAAAGACUCGAACCCUAACAUCACCUUGGCACGUGGAAAAUCUUUAUGUUCCUGGAGAAUAUCAAUGGGCAGGAAGGCCAGCUGGCCUGUGACAAGGACUUCAUGGGACACACACAGACUUGUACUAUUGAUUUAAUUUAGAUCACCCUGUCUGCUGAAAGAAACCCUUGCAUUCAAAUUUGGACUGGAAGCUAAAAUGAUUGAUUGCAGUGUCAGGUUGCUUAGGGAUUAUGCUAUACCCUGACUGGCUUGUUAUCUUAUUCUUUAUCAUAGUAUGUGCUUUAUGUAAAGCAUGUUCUUUUACAUUAACAGAGUUCAUUACUGUUUUAAUAUUUUCCAGUGAAUUAUUAUGAGUCUUUUCUUUUUAUUUGUUUUUCAUAUUUUCCUUUUUGUUUAUUUUUCUGCUUGGAUAAAAAAAAAGGCAUCUUAAGCAUGUCAUCAGUAGAGACACAUUAGUUUAACUUCUCCAAACCCCUUUAAUAAAAUUAAUGGUGAUUGCUUAUGAUAUCCCACUUCAUACUUCAUUGUUAUAGGAGACAAAUGACAAAUGCAGAAAAUAUGACUAGUUGGGGUUUUAGAGGCAAUGUUGAUGGUUAUAGCAUGCAGAUGGAAGGUGCACAGAAUGUGGGUUGGCCCUGACUUACUUGUUUGUUCUGUGUCUCUGAGUGGUUGUCCUCACUGAUUAGAGGGCCCGCUUGCACUGGAAAUUGUACCUUCAGGUUGCGCUGAGUCUUCAUGCUCCAGUGUAGCAGAUGAGAAGCAUGGGGAAUGCUGUGGUUUCACAGUUCCUGCCCCUCUGCUCAUGGAAUGGGCACAAACUUGUUGCUGCACUUCUCUUCAUUGCUUUGGUUUGUGUGACUCUGUUAGAUCUGUA